CCCGGGGAGCAGCUUCAAACUCCUGGGCUGGAGGGUGGGCCUGAGUCCCCAGGCGAAGCUGGGAGCACAGUUCCCUCGGUUCACUGCGCUCGCGGUGAGGGCCGCGGGGGAGCAGCCCCUGGUAGGUAACUUGACUGGCGCCCAUCUGAGUUCCCAGCACUGCUGAAAUUCUCGCCUUAGCGUUCCGGCGGCCGGAAAACCUGGGCGCAUCCCGGGACAAAGGGCCAGCCCUCCAGAAGUAGCCGUGUGCGACUGGUGUGUGCCAGCUCGUGUACGCGGGUCCGCGUGUGUAACCAAGCUGCCUACUGCCCUGGGCUCCGGAAAACAAACAAACGCCUUUCUACGUAUUUUGGGCGGUGAGGAGGGCAGUGCAGUUUGAACAAAGCCGGCUGCACCUUGAGGAUGAUUCCCAAGGAGUGUGACCUCUGGUUUCCUCGCCUCUUGUGAUGGUUUUCUGCGGAGAGCAGCAGGGGUGUGUGCGUGUGUGUGUGUGUGUGUGUGUGUGUGUGUUUCCCCGAGGAGCAGGAGGGGGCCCGCGAGGCAGGGACUUGCUCUAACUUGUUCACACCUGGCGUGGUUUCCCCAACGCUCCUUGGCGUCCAAGGCCCUGGAGACACGCACGCGGAGGGCGAGGACUGAUCGCUGAAGACACCAUCAACUCCCACUUAGACGCCCACGCUGCCCAGAGACCUGUCCUUUUUAUAAAAAAAGAACAAAUGGACGGAUGGGUUUCUAUUGAUGCGUAAAAUUAUAAACGGCCCGGAAAGCAAGACAGAGGGCCGGGGAGAGGGGAAUGGGCAAUUGACAAGACUCCCACAGAAGAACUGCAGAGAAUUCGGACUGGGAGGCAAAUCCAAGGACGCACUCGUAGCUGGCAAGGCUGCCUCACAGAAGGGCCGUCCGGGGUCGGGGUCGCGCUGUUGGGACCUGACUCCAUCGGUUCCCCUAGCCUCGGGGGCUCGGAGCUGGCCCGCGCGCCAGGCAACACUUGGGCUGCCCAAAGGAGGACAAAAUUAGGAUGCAGUGCAAGCUCCGGAGGUGGCCGAGCUGUGCCGCCAAGUAAACAGCCGAGAUCUCUGGCGUCUCUGGGGACGCUGCCCCUGGGCCGGGAGAGCAGGAGGCGGCGACGCGAGGACGCGCGCAGAGCCUGGGCGCGCGGGAGGCGGGUGUUUGGCUGGAAGUGGGACAGUGUCUCCUAUGGGAAAGCGGGACCCGGCGAGCUCUUUGGCUGCUUUUCCAGUUUCGGAGGUGCCCGCCCCCGCACGCCGGAGGCAGCGCAGCCCGGAGGGCGAACGAAUGGCGGUUGGCAAACUUGGAACGAGAGAGCGCUCGGAAUCCGAAUUGCCGGAAUUGUGACGGCAGCGGGGGCGGCCGAGACCCAAGUUCACUUUUUCCGCCCGCCCGCCCGCCCCGCGGGCCUCAGGGACCGGGUUUGCUCGAGCUCCUACCAGGUGGAGCGCCUCGCUAGAGGGAGUUGUGUCAAUUUGCUCCGAGGCAGGGCGGGCGGUGGCCUGGGCGGGUGGGGAGGGGUCCCUGGGGUUCCGAGAGCCUCUCCCUGCGUCUGCCCUCCCAGCCGCCCCUCCCAAGUCUUUCUUUCUCACUCCUUCCCCAGGCUGGCUGGGCCCGCGCGGACUUGCCCCAAACCUACGGGGAGCGCCCCAGGUCUUUAAUGACAGCUUAAAAGUGGCUGUUGGAUAAGGCGAAAGGGAAGAGGCUGAGGUGGGGCGUGUUUCGCUCCUUUGCAAGAGUCGGAAAGGGAGCUGGGAGCUGUGCGGCUGGCCCCAGGCCCCCGCGCCUCGCCGCCAGCAAGUAGGUGGGGGAACCGCCGCCGCCGCCAGCCCAAUCCCGCUCCCAAGCCUCGCCCGCUGCGCCCUGGCCGCGGGCGCAGAGAGGGUGCGGGGCCUCGCCGUGCCUCCUCCACCCUGCUCAUUAACCUGCCUGCUCCGCUCCGGGCGGCCCCAGACACAGGCUUCUCGAAGCAACACCCGCGGCCCGCCAGGCGCAGCCGCCUGCCUCCCUGAACCCUCGGCUCCGGGGGGCAAUGAAGGGGCGGUGGAAGGGGCACUGCUCCUCGGGCAUUACUUAGAGAAGCGAGACCGCCCCGCCCUCCCGCCGGCCCACCCUCUCUCCCGCCCGGGCCCGCGCGCCACUCCGCCAGAGGGACAGUCGGCCCAAUAUGUCAAGACCUCUGAUCACUAGAUCUCCUGCAUCUCCACUGAACAACCAAGGCAUUCCUACUCCAGCACAACUCACAAAAUCCAAUGCGCCCGUCCACAUUGAUGUGGGCGGCCACAUGUACACCAGCAGCCUGGCCACCCUGACCAAAUACCCUGAAUCAAGAAUCGGAAGACUUUUUGAUGGUACAGAGCCCAUUGUUUUGGACAGUCUCAAACAGCACUAUUUCAUUGACAGAGAUGGACAGAUGUUCAGAUAUAUCUUGAAUUUUCUACGAACAUCAAAACUCCUCAUUCCCGAUGAUUUCAAGGACUACACUUUGUUAUAUGAAGAGGCAAAAUAUUUUCAGCUUCAGCCCAUGUUGUUGGAGAUGGAAAGAUGGAAGCAGGACAGAGAAACUGGUCGUUUUUCAAGGCCCUGUGAGUGCCUCGUGGUACGUGUUGCCCCAGACCUCGGAGAAAGGAUCACGCUCAGUGGUGACAAAUCCUUAAUAGAAGAAGUAUUUCCAGAGAUCGGCGACGUGAUGUGUAACUCUGUCAACGCAGGUUGGAAUCACGAUUCGACGCAUGUCAUCAGAUUUCCACUGAAUGGCUACUGUCACCUCAACUCAGUCCAGGUCCUCGAGAGGUUGCAGCAAAGAGGAUUUGAAAUCGUGGGCUCCUGUGGGGGAGGAGUGGACUCGUCUCAGUUCAGCGAAUAUGUCCUGCGGCGGGAGCUGAGGCGGACACCCCGCGGGCCCUCUGUCAUCCGGAUAAAGCAAGAGCCUCUGGACUAAACGGACAUAUUUCUUAUGCAAAAAGGAAAAAACAUACACAACAAAUAACGCAAACAAAAAAAGGACAUUUAUGUGCAGUUGGGACAGCAAACCAAGUCCUGGACAUAAAAUUGAAUAAAAGACACAUUUAUAUCCAAUAGAGACCACACCUGUAUUCACAUGGGAACAAUUGGAAUAGUGAUAUCCUCAAGGUGUAAAAAAUAUAUAAAUAUAUAUAUAUAUAUGUCAAAUGGUAGGAAAUGCAAAAAAAUUUUAAAAAUUAAAAAAAUAAAGAAAAAAAAGGUGGUAGCUACAGUUGGUGCUGUGAUGGCCGUGAAGUGUCCUGGGCCUCCCAAGGCCUCUGACCAAUAAACAAGCCAUGAGCAGUGAGGACGCAUCUCCUUACAGUUUCCAUUGCCAACAGCCAUCCAUUGUUUCUUUUUCUUUGUCUUUCCUUUUUCCUUUUUUGUUUUUCUUUUUUUUUUAAAAAAAAAAAACACCACAACAUACCAUACCUUGAAUUGAGUUUCUUUGCAUAUGGAGGUUUCAUGCCUCUCUUUAGGCGGGGACUGGGCAGGACGUCAGAAAAACUCUUAUGAGCACAUUGCAUUCAAAAGGUGUUAGACAUGACAUUUUAAAUGUAGUUUGUACAGAAGUCACUUUUUUGUCCGCCUCACAGAUGUGAACAUUACUUUGUUUUUAAACUGAUCAGUUUUGCAAAGGGGCCAGAAUUAUUACUUGUUAGAAUUGCUCCAGUUUGAGUCUGCUGCUUUCCUACAAUUUUUCAAAUUUUAUAAUGUAUUAAAUACAAUAAACUCUGUUUAAAAAACAA
Molecule: messenger RNA, 3761 nt
Organism: Hipposideros armiger (great roundleaf bat)
Lineage: Eukaryota; Metazoa; Chordata; Mammalia; Chiroptera; Hipposideridae
Gene: KCTD1
Product: potassium channel tetramerization domain containing 1
Exons: 5
Coding region: 2177-2950 (257 amino acids)
Biological process (GO): protein homooligomerization; negative regulation of DNA-templated transcription
Cellular component (GO): nucleus
Molecular function (GO): transcription factor binding; transcription corepressor activity
Source: RefSeq, a predicted model, not a curated record